This is a messenger RNA of Orbicella faveolata, 9660 nucleotides long. RefSeq names its product protein unc-13 homolog B-like. Gene Ontology annotation, molecular function: calcium ion binding; phospholipid binding; calmodulin binding. Gene Ontology annotation, cellular component: plasma membrane; synaptic vesicle membrane; neuromuscular junction. The record is from RefSeq and is a predicted model, not a curated record. Gene Ontology annotation, biological process: presynaptic dense core vesicle exocytosis; dense core granule priming; synaptic transmission, glutamatergic. Lineage: Eukaryota; Metazoa; Cnidaria; Anthozoa; Scleractinia; Merulinidae.
ACAAGACAAUGUAUGUUUUCAAAUGUUUUUUCUUAUCUGCAGUUCCUUUGAUAUCCAUGCUUGACAUGGAAUCUCACCACAUCCCUCAAGCAUGCCUAAACUACGCUUACCUUCUCUUCGGAAAGGGAGCAUUUCGCGAAACGCUUCACAUACGGGGGAAAGUGAAAAAAGGGAAAUUAAGAGGCCAUUCCGAAAAACAUAGUUCAUUUGUCCGUGUGAUUCUUCAAAAUGUCACUCUGGAAACAGAAGUUGGAAAGGGAGUGUCUCCAACUUAUGAACAAGAGUUUGUCUUUGAGACAAACCGCUUGGACCAGACACUGUGUUUCCAACUGUGGGAGAAAGGAUUCUUCAAGGACAAUCUGCUGGGAAGUGCUUGGAUUCCACUGAUGCAGAUUCAUCAUUCAAAUGCCGAGGGGAGUGGUGCAUGGGUGCAGCUGAGUAAUGAGUCGUCCAAAGGUCUGGUGUCUUCAGGCCAUUUAUUACUUGUGGAUACUCGGUUUGAACUGCCGUCAGGACUUUCAGAAGAAGAGGCAUUAGCACUCCAAAAUAAACUGGAUUCAUUUUACACCAUCAUGAAUCAGGAAAUGGAAGUUCUGAAGGAGCAAUCCCGGAAAGUACACAGAGAAAAGGAUUUAAAGAACCUUAAUGAUGAAUUAGACAGUGCCUACACAAGUGAUGCAGCCCUCUACAAUCCCUACUUGGACUCAGACCCGGAAAUGAAUUACCAAGAUUCAGAUGACAUUGCUGAUGGGCGUUUCAGUGACAGUGAAGCUGAUAGAGACAGACUAAUGAUCAGCUACACAGAACAUUUUGAUCAUACUAUUGCAUGUACCUCCGAUGACAUCCGUGAAGAACUGGAAGAGGAUGAAGAGGAAGAUGCCAUGUUGUCAACAUCUGUUUUGCCUGAAAGCCAGCAAGGAGAAGAGGGUGAUUAUUUCUUUGAAGAAUUAUUGGAGUCAAGCAUGGAGGUUGAAGAAGGAGCUGAAAUCUUUGAUGAGGAGGUAGUAGUCACUGAACAGCUUGAUCCAGAGACAAUGGAAGCAACAUUAAAGAAACCAGUGCAAUGCAAUGAAAGUGAUAAUGAUAAUGAUAAUGACAACCCAGACAGAAAUGGACCCCUGCGGCGAAAGGGAGGUUUCAGAGUAUCUCCAGGAACCACACGCAGAUGCUCCUGGGAUGAAAAAACUAAAGAACUUCUCAACUCUGCAAAUUCUAGUUCUCUGAUGAGGAAAAGAAGACCCUCAAUUCCCUUUCAACCAAAACCAAGCACAAAACAGAUAAGAAAACCUCACAUGAUGAUGUCACAAAGAGCUCAUUUGAAUGAUGAAGAGCUGAAACUGCAUGUUUAUAAGAAGACGCUUCAGGCACUUAUUUAUCCCAUAUCAGACACCACACCUCACAGAUUUGAGAUUUGGUCGACUCAAGUGCCUGCCUACUGCUAUGAAUGCGAAGGUCUUCUUUGGGGUCUGGCAAGACAAGGUCUUAAAUGCAAAGAGUGUGGAGUCAAAUGUCAUGAGAGGUGUAAGGACUUACUGAAUGCUGAUUGCUUACAACGUGCCGCUGAGAAAUCAGCUAAACACGGUACAGAUGACAAAACACAUUCCAUCAUUGUUGCUAUGAAGGCAAGAAUGGAAUCCAGAGAAGCAACUAGACCGGAAAUAUUUGAGCAAAUCAGUGAAGUGUUCCACAUGGUGCCCAAAACACAUGCUGGACACAUGAAAGCUGUCAAAAACUUGAUCCUAGAUGGAACUUCUAAGUGGUUGGCAAAAAUAUUCAUCACAGGUAAAGUGAAGUUGAUCUCACCCAGCACAAUUGCAAGUUUUUCCCAGGCUCAUGCGAACGCUCAUCUAGAGAUAUCAAGGAGAUUUGAUUGUAGUGUAAAGGUAUACUUCCAGGAUGAAGUGAGAUGCCUACAUGUCCUUUUUCUGAAAGAACAACUGUGCCAAUGCAAACAGUGUUUUGAUUCAUUGCAUCAUUCUUUUUUCUUCUUGGACAGUGAGUGUCACAACUCAUCUGAUAGAAUCAAAGUGCGGGUUUGGGAUGAAGAUGAUGAUAUCAAAGCCAGAGUACGAUCAAAACUGAUCAGAGAGCCUGAUGACUUCCUUGGGCAGACAAUCAUUGAAGUGCGGACACUCAGUGGAGAGAUGGAUGUGUGGUACAAUCUGGAAAAGAGAACAGACAGGUCAGCUGUGUCUGGUGCAAUACGUCUUAGAAUACGUAUUGAGAUCAAAGGAGAAGAGAAGGUUGUACCAUAUCAUCAACAGUACACCUGUCUUCAUGAGAAUGUCUUCCAUUUUCUGUGUGAAAAGAACAAUGGUCAAGUUCCUCUUCCGUGUUCUAGUUCAAGAGAAGAUCCAUGGAAAGUGUUUUUUCCUCAACCAGCUCUUGAAAUAGUGAAUGAGUUUGCCAUGCGAUAUGGAAUUGAAAGUAUCUACCAAGCAAUGACUCACUUGUCCUGUCUUACAGCGUGUUACAUGUGUCCCGGUGUCCCUGCCGUCAUCAGCAGUUUGCUUGCAAACAUAAAUGCUUUCUUUUCUCACACCACGACAAACUCUGCCACGUCUGCUUCACACAGAUUCACCUCAACAAACUUUGGGAGUGAAAAGUUUGUGAAGAUCGUGGAUCAUCUUUACAACACAUUGAGAAUUGACAUUGCCAAUUACCGGACAAACUUUCCAUCAUCUAGUGCUGAGAAACUUGUUGAUUUAAAGUCCUCAGUUGAUCUGUUAACGAGUGUCACCUUUUUCAGAAUGAAGGUCCUUGGUCAGCGACCCACCAGGACAGCAGAAAUUGUGCGUGAAUGUGUUAAGAACUGCAUGAAAGGAAGCUAUGCAUACCUCUAUGCAAACUGUGCAGAGUUGUAUGACAGAGAGCUUGCUUCAGAGAGCACCUCUUUGGACCGAAAUGGUAUACCAGCUGGCCCUAAGAACCUGGAUUUCUGGCCAAAACUGAUUUCACUGGUUGUGUCAGUGAUCGAGGAAGAUAAGAGUAUCUAUACGCAAGUUCUCAACCAGUUUCCAACUGAACUGAAUGUGGGAGAAGUCAGUGCACAGGUGUUUUGGAACAUGUUUUGUUCUGAUCUCCAGGAGAUGUUGAAAGAACACAACAUUCGACAACAGUCUCGAUGGAGUAGUGCUGAUUAUAUGAACCUUCACUUCAAGGUCAAGUGGUUUUACAGUGAGUUUGUCAGUCAUUGUCCAGAACACAAAGGCAAAGUGCCAGAAUAUCCCAGCUGGUUUGAGCCAUUUGUUUCACAGUGGCUGACUGAGAAUGAUGAAGUCUCAAUGGAAUUUAUGAUUGGAGCACUUGAAAGAGACAAGCGAGAUGGGUUUCCUACCAGUUCUCCACACACUUUGUUCUCAAACUCAGUGGUUGACAUUUUCUGCUCACUGAACCAGAGCUUUGAGAUUGUCCGAAAACUUGACUGUCCUGAUCCAGAAAUUCAAACUCGCUAUCUAAUCAAGUUUACUGUGACUGUGCAGAAUGUCUUGCUUCAGUAUGCUGAGAAAAUCAUUAAAGAAUUUAGUAUUUGGUGUGAUCAGGGAAAAACAGCAUGUAUUCUAAUGAACAACAUACAACAGCUGCGAGUUCAGCUGGAGAAGCUUUAUGAAACAAUGGGUGGAGGAGAAAAGCUUUCCCCAGAGUGUAGUGAAGUGUUCAAGGAGCUACAAGUCAAACUGAAUCUCACUCUGGAUGAAUUGUGUGUUGUAUUUGUUCAAAGCCUUGAUUCUACAAUACAAGAAAGUGUCAAGGGUGUUGGAAACUUGCUCUUCAAGAUUAAAAGCACUGGCAGCUUUAAUCCUGUAAUGCUGAGUAGUAAAGAAGCUAUUCAGAAUGACUCAGAGACAAUACUUCAACCACUGCUAGGAAUUCUUGAAGGAAGCUUGGAACUUUUUUACAAUGCUUGUGAGAAAACUGUAUUAAAGAGAUUGCUUAAGGAACUGUGGAAGAUUGUGAUGUUGAACAUUGAGAAGAUUGUUGUUUUACCACCUUUACCUGAUAUCAAGGAAAUGGGAGGAAUAACUGGAUCCGAUUCCAGAAACAUGAGUGUAAAGCAGUGCUAUGUGCUGGAAUCUGCUCUUGUAAGAAUAAAGGACUACUUCCAUGCUUCUGGUAAAGGGCUGAAGAAGACAUAUUUGGACAAGUGUGCAUAUUUGCAGUCUCUCAAAUCAGCAUUGUCACUGUACACACAGACCACUGACUCACUUAUUAAAGAAUUUGUAAAGAGUCAGACUUCACAAGAGGAUCCAGGAGUUGAUGACCCAGUGGGGGAGGUGUCAGUACAAGUGGAUCUCUUCACCCACCCAGGGACAGGAGAACACAAGGUUACAGUCAAAGUUGUUGCUGCCAAGGACUUAAGAUGGCAAUCACCUGGGAUGUUCCGUCCUUUUGUGGAAGUGAACAUUGUGGGCCCCAACCUCAAUGGAAAGCGACGCAAAAAUUCCACCAGAUCAAAGAACAACAACUGGUCUCCAACAUACAAUGAAACAUUUGUCUUCAUCUUAAGCAAUGAAGGUGACCUGGAAUCUUAUGAGCUUCAUAUAUGUGUCAAGGACUACUGCUUUGCACGAUCAGACAACCUUGUAGGCAUGACAGUGCUGCAUUUGAAGAACAUUGCGGAGAUGGGGUCAUGUGCGUGCACUCCAGCUCUUGGUCGUUACAUCCAAAUGGACCCCAAAGGUUGGACCAUACUGAAGAUCCUUUCACAAAGAAUGAAUGAUGAAGUUGCCCGUGAGUUUGUCUUCCUCAAAAAUAACAGCAGAUCUGAGGGAUUUGACUAGUUGAACUAUCAUCACAUUGUGAUAACUUAUCUUGGGAUAUUUAUUUAAUAUAUUCUGACCACGACAAACAAUGUUUUGAGAAAUAUAUACUAAGCUUCUCUGAUUCUGCCAUUUCUGUGUCAAUGGAAGAAUUUGUUAAAUAAAAUAUUGCUUGUUAAUGCAUGCUUAGUUCUGUAAAUUAAUAUAUAACUGAAGAAAAGAAAAAAAAAAGAUUAGGACGAGUUAAUUUAUGCGACUUUGUCAUAAAUGAUUCUUAUAGACUAUCAUGAUGCAAAUGAAAAGUUUGGUGCAUUAUUUUGAAAGUAAACAAAUGAAUACUGUACAGCACUGAGUUUUGAAAAAGAGAAAAUUUGUUAAAACAAUAUGCACCAUAAAGUGUUUAAGUAAGUCUAAAUGCUUCUGACAGAUCUUGUCUCAUGUUACAAGGAGGUUUGUUAAUUUGCCUUUAUGUUUUUCGAAUUUUCACUAGAAGACAAAAUGUUUCCAGAAUAUGGAAUAACCUGAGAAUCAUGAAAUUUUUUUUUUUUUCUGGUGUUCUGUUUUGCUAUCGGAAUCAUUUUGCAAAAACACCUUUGAAUGAAAAGGAAAGAAAAACAUUGAUAUAACUUUACUUGACAUAGAGCUGAGCUGUUUUGUUCGUAAAACUUUUCAAUAUCUUUCUGUUUCCUAAAAUACACAAGUUUACAUGUAUAUAUUAAAUUUAAUGAAACACUUAAUGCAUAGUGUCAGGAAUGUAUGACCAACGUACACUUCCGUAGAAGUCUUAUAAAAUAGCUGUUUCUAAUUUAUUAGAGGCCAGUUAGGAUAGUGUUAAUUCAAUAACAUUUACAAGUUCCAUGGUCACUUAGUUUGAAUACCUAAAUGAUAUAAUUAUACUAAAUGUUAGUUAUCAUGAUAUUAUUAGAACAUUGUUAGUAUUAAUAAUUAUUGUAUGUUGACUUUUGUAUUUAAAUAUAAUCAUGUACUUUACACAAGCAUGUGGUACUUUGAAUUCACAUGUGGUCUGGGGCCAUAUUUGCAUUCCCUAUUUAACAGCUGGACUUAAUUAUGAGCCUGCAUUUGAUGCAAGCAGUUAGUUAACAAGGCAGAGCCAAGUUGACCAUCACCUAGAGAAUUAUUUGUAGCAAAUAGUGAAAUAAGAUAAUAUGUUUUAGUAUAUAUGCUUUAACAAAGAGUAAUCAGGAACGUACAAUUUUGGAUAAUUUGAAAUCAACCCAACAAUGCAUGUCCCUUUCAAAGGGACAUGCAUAAAGUGUGUCAGCAAAUAGUCAAUGAUUAGAUGAUCAAUCAAAUUUGACUGUGUAUUUGCAAAUUAUAAAGAGAACAUUCAUUUAGGAGAUGUUUCCAUAUAUUUCCAUAAGGAACGCCAUUUAAAACUUUGGUAUGUUGAAAUGAUCACUAUGAUUAAAAUGCUCUAUAAAUUUUGGACUUUUUGUUGAAUGCAACAAAGUUAACCCUGUAGAACUGAGCACUUUAGUCACUGGUAAUGUUCUUUGAAUUUUUGUAACACUUUCCAAAUGACAUAAGAAUGACAUACCAGACCAACUGUGUAACAAAAAAUGUUUAUCGAAUUCUCCCAAGAUGAAUUGACAUAGGGUAUGAUUGAUGGAAAUGAGAAUGAAUUUGACCUUAAAGAUAUCUGGGGUUGCAGGGUGAACUAGCAAUACAUAAGGGUUUCGAGAUCUUCUCAUAGCAUGGAAACUGUGAUUUGAACUAACCUCUGAUAGUUCUUAUUGUAUUUUGGCAUCAUAAGUUUGCUGUGUAUGUCAUGGUCUUCACAGUUAAACUGAAUAUACAUAGCAUCUGAGGGCUGGGCCCAUCAGUGGAUUGCAGUUAGCUCUAGAGACUACUGGUGCAAAUUUCUUGUAUUGCCUGUCUGGUCCAUAUCUGCUGGGAGAGAGUACUAAAAAAAUUGGUUAACUAGCUGUAGUUGAGUAGUCUGUCCUGUAAAUAAUAGUAAAAAGAGACUGUGAUAAGAAUGAUGUAGAAUCACAUUUGUUUUUGGCAUCAGAUCAAAUUUCAAUUAUAUGUGCUGAUACAACUAAGGGGAAUUUUUUCACUGUAUGCUGGCUUUUGACUGAAGUAUCAUUUACUCUUAUAGGAAAGUACACAUUAUAAUGUCUGUGCAGUUUUCAAUAAAAAUGUUAAUAAAUGAUUGCAUGAUUUUGAGAAGCUCUAGACUCGGUGAUAUAAUAGGAACAAAUUUAAAUGAAACUAAAUGGGAAGUAAGGGUCAUAGCUUCAAUGCCAAGGUUAGUAAUGAAUAUUUACAUUAUUGUAACACUUUGGCUGUGUGUUCUGGGUACGUCAGCUUCAAUCUGCGUACUCUUCCAUAAAAUGUAGUUCAUUCCAGAUAGUUUUGGACAGGUACACUGUAUUUCAGUUUUACAGAAGUACAUUAUUUUUGAUAAAACAAAAAGUGAAUAAAGGAAAGUAAAAACCAAACUGACUAGUUGCCCCAUCCUUUGGUAACUCGACACUGAGCUGUCCUCAACUGCAAUGGCCAAUCCCCUCUAUGAGAUGCCCCUGUAGGGAAUUGUGUUAGUUGUAUUCAUGUUAAAAAAAAGACCUUUGGUGCCCUGUAUACAAAGCCCAAUUUGAUAUCUGAUUGUGUGGCUUAUACAGCAUUUUUCAAGGCAUAUCAUGAUUAUCAGCAGUCUCAUUCUUAAAAGAUAUAGAGGCCCAGGGGUCGAGGAUGCAUCAUCCUUUAAGUGCUUGCAAUUACUCAUGGUUGCUACAGGCAUCACUUCAAAAUUCCCUGACUUUUCCCAGAUCAAGAUGGCAUUUCCCUGACCAAAAAAUACAAAAUGUCAGAUCUAGAAGCAGCUUCUAGCUUGAACUUUCAGCCGUCCUUCCUACAUGUUUAUUAAGAUGGAUAUGUUGUCAACAAAUUUUCCUUCUUCAUUAAGGAGAAAAUAAUAUUGUUAAGAUCAGUCACCCUGAAUGUUUCUCCCAACCCUCAAUGUUAAAUCGGUGUUAAAUCAGCUGUGUUGAAAUUAUUUCAAUUUUCCCUGACUUUCCUCAAAAUGUCAAUUUUCCAUGACUCAAAAUAACAUUCCCUGCCUUUUCCCUGACUAUUUCCUGACCUGUGGAAACCCUGUUACUGCAGCUUCUGUGCAUCCUUAAGUUGCAGUUGUACAUGUAAAUUGACAGGAAGACAACCAGAUGAAACAUUAAACAACCAAUCUUUCUUACUGGGUAAUUUCUAAAAAGAAUAAAGCUGAGAAUUUGCCAAAGAAGAGAAGUCUGGCACAUUUCUUGGUGCACCUUUAAUUAAACAUAAAAUAGCAGUUUUGAAAAUUCCUGAUAAGAAGCAAAGAGUAUUUUACAAGCUAAGGGAUUUUAAAAAUUUACUGAAUAUUAUUUAUAUGCUUAUCACUUCCAUUCUGUUACUUUGAGGGUCAAAAAUAAUAUACAAGGCACAAAAACUGGUUUACCAUGAAAUCCCCUAAACUCCCAUGACAUCAAGCCCCCCCCCCGCCCCCCGCCCUCAAAAAGAAAAUCUUAUUAAUGUCUCUCAAUUUGAAGCCCCCUAUCACAAAGCCGUUUUGUAUUUAUACCAAAAGCUGUGAUGUUCAUUCUGCAGCUACUGUAGUUCUUGCUUCACAUCAUUCCACUUGCGCAAAAAAUUCUUAGUUCCAUCUUGAAAUUUCCUACAAUGAUCAGGCUAACUUGAAAAUGAUCAGCUCCUUUUAGACGAAAUAGACAUAAUGAAAUGUUCUAAGGGCAGUGAUGGCUUAUUUUGGCAAGGUUGCAUUAGAUCAUUAAAACAAAAUGACUUUUUUUUUAUCUAAAAUAUGGUAAAACAGUCAUUAUACAGAAAGGAAAAUUAAUUUUAUCUAUAACAUUUAAAGGAGAAGGUCACUCUGGAAAACCUAUUUUUUUGUCAACGCUAAUUGAAACUUCACACUAAGUUUCGUCACUCAUCGAAGUUUCAGCCUCUUAAGUGCAGGUUUUCCUUAUGAAAUUCAUCUCCAUCAAAGCCCAAACUUCGACAUCGUUGCCGCCAUUUUGAACAGUACUCAGCAGCCAGGCUGUGUUUUCAUGAGGUCAUUCCAUCCAAGACAUUUGGUCCAAAUGGCUUCUAACAAGCCUUUUAACUACCACUCUGGGCCAUGGCUGCUCUGAAGCUGUAUUAUUUUGGGCCAAACAUGCUCCAAACUCCGAAAAUGAAAGCAGUGAAGAUAGGGAAGUGGAUAAUUGCUUGGAAUAAAAUACAUUUUACUGACCUUGUGAAGGAUGCAUAGGUCAGGUCCAGGUUUUUCUCCUUCCCGCCAAUGUCUAGUUGGACGGAAUUAUGUCACAUAAACACGGCCUGGCUGCCAAGUACAGUCAAAAUGGCAGCCUAUGAAGUUGCUUCUUUCGAGACAAAUUUCUUCAGGAUAGCAAGCACUUAAGCGGUUGAAACUUCAGUGAGUGAAAAAGCUGAAUGUUUACUUGCUAUAGACGAAGACAAAAAUAUAAGCUUUUUGAAGUGACCUUCUCCUUUAACUAUGAGGAUAUUGCCAUAGCCAUAAAGUUUCUGCUGUCUCCUUGAGUCAUGCACUCUUGGGAAAGAGAGUGUCUAUCUGGGGAGUGUUUGUCUCAAGGGGGGAGACAACUGAAAUUCUGCCAGCUAAUUAAUAUAUGCCAUAGACUGAGUAAAAUGAAAAAAAAAAGGCAGCAAAUUGAGCUUGUUAUGGACUGUCUUGCUGGCAUGCUGAAAUUGCCAGCCCAUGUCAGGUCUAUAAACAAUUUAAAUUUGAUGACUGCUUUGAUCAUCUCUUAAUGUUUCUGUCAUGCUUAAUGAUUUCAUAGCAAACUUGUGCAUAACAUAAAGUGCCAUAUUUUCUUGAUAAAAUCCCAGGUACCAAAUAAACGCUAGGUACCCAUGGUCAAAU